AUGAGAUGUUACUACCUGCCUCUUGCUGCCAGCCAAUACUGCAUCCUUCCAAAGUGCACACUGCUUCCUUCAGUUGUUAGAAAAGGACUAAAGACUUUGCAGAGAAGCUUAAAAAUCCACAAGCCUAUGAAAUGUUCCUUUGCACUGCACUCCCAACAGUACUUUUUUCAAAGCUUCCAUUUUAUAACCACUAGUUUGCAGUUUAUUCAGUACCUGGUGACAUGCUGCAUGAAAUGUUUUCCAGCUCUGGAAAUGCAUGCAGCCUCAGGCAGGUUUUUCUUCUCAAGAGUUAAGUCCCCUUGA
This is a messenger RNA of Pipistrellus nathusii (Nathusius's pipistrelle), 303 nucleotides long. NCBI's taxonomy places the organism in Eukaryota, Metazoa, Chordata, Mammalia, Chiroptera, Vespertilionidae. The record is from the annotation of a GenBank genome assembly.